Messenger RNA from Kuraishia capsulata CBS 1993, 498 nucleotides. RefSeq lists its product as uncharacterized. NCBI's taxonomy places the organism in Eukaryota, Fungi, Ascomycota, Pichiomycetes, Pichiales, Pichiaceae. Gene Ontology annotation, biological process: mRNA splicing, via spliceosome. The coding region runs from base 1 to 498 and encodes 165 amino acids. The record is from RefSeq and is a predicted model, not a curated record. Gene Ontology annotation, cellular component: spliceosomal complex; U2AF complex. The transcript has a single exon. Gene Ontology annotation, molecular function: pre-mRNA 3'-splice site binding; metal ion binding.
AUGUGGAAUAACCCAAAGUUUUUACAGCGACUGGAGGAGAGCGGGCCAAAUUCGAAUAGCAACAACGACACCAAAGAGGAAGUGGCGUAUGUGGAGACACCAGAGGACAAGGAAAAUUUUGACCUGGUCUUCAAAGACGUGUUCCUAGAGUGUUCGCUCAAGCAUGGGAUAGUUGAAGAUAUGGUUGUUUGCGAAAACACCAAUCCCCAUCUCAGUGGAAACGUGUAUAUCAAAUUUAGAGAUCUGGACUCUGCGAUAGCGGCACAGGCAGACUUUCAGGAUAGGUAUUUCGAUUCAAGGCCAGUUUUCGCCGAGUUUUGUGGAGUCAGGUCGUUUGAGGAUGCCAUUUGCAAGAUGUUCAGAUCCAACGAGUGCGAUCGCGGUGGACUGUGUAACUUCAUGCACGUGAAACAGCCGUCACAGGGAUUACUGCAAGAGCUCUUGAAGAGUCAGGCAAAGUGGAGUGCUGAAAGGGGUGCCCAAAGGCAGCGUGUAUGA